Messenger RNA from Leucoraja erinaceus (little skate), 4876 nucleotides. RefSeq names its product sarcoglycan, beta (dystrophin-associated glycoprotein) (gene sgcb). Gene Ontology annotation, biological process: muscle organ development. Bases 49 to 984 code for a protein of 311 amino acids. The transcript is spliced from 6 exons. The record is from RefSeq and is a predicted model, not a curated record. Gene Ontology annotation, cellular component: sarcoglycan complex; sarcolemma. Lineage: Eukaryota; Metazoa; Chordata; Chondrichthyes; Rajiformes; Rajidae.
CGCCGGCAAGUGGUACAGACCGGGGGCGGGGCUACGGAAUGAGACAAGAUGGCGGCGGAGCAGAGUUCAAAUGGCCCUGUCCUCCGCUCCAUGCAUGAGAAAGCAGUUGACCGUAGAAAUAUAAACAAGGAGCACAACAGCAACUUUAAAGCUGGAUAUGUUCCUAUCGAGGAGGAAAGAUUGCACAGGACAGGGUUACGGGGUCGUAAGGGCAAUCUGGCGAUUUGUGUAAUAGCCCUUAUGUUUAUUCUGGCAGUGAUUAACUUAAUUAUUACACUUGUUAUCUGGGCUGUCAUUCGAAUCGGCCCCAAUGGUUGUGAUAGCAUGGAGUUCCAUGAUGAAGGCUUGUUACGGUUCAAACAGGAGUCUGACAUGGGAGUCGUGUAUCCCAUGCACAAGAGCACAGUGGGAGGCAGAAGGGAUGAAGACUUGUUGAUCACCGGCAACAAUCAACCUGUGGUGUUUCAGCGGGGAACAACCAAACUUAGUGUAGAGAAAGACAAAACCUCCAUCACCAGUGAUAUUGGCAUGUCUUUUAUUGAUCCUCGGACCCAGAAAACUGUGUUCAGCACUGACUAUGAUACUCAUGAGUUUCGUUUGCCAAAAGGUGUGAAGACACUAAAUGUACUGAAGGCAUCCACAGAAAGGAUAACAAGCAAUCAUAGUACCGAUCUGCACAUUCAUUCUGGAGGCCGUGUGAUUGUGCGUGGAAAUGAAGGGGUCUUUAUCAUGGGGAAAACCAUUGAAUUCCGCAUGAGGGAUAAUAUGGAACUCAAGGCUGUAAACAGUAUUAUUCUCAAUGGGACUGUGAUGAUCAAUGUAUCACGGCUUCCAAAUUCAUCAACUGGAGAGUUCCUGGUGGACGAUGGCUGGGAACGCUACAAACUCUGCAUGUGUGCCGAUGGGACACUCUUCCGAGUCCAGGUGAAAGGCAAAAAUAGCGGCUGUCAAACAUCCAAUAACCCCUGUGGAAUUGUGCUAUAAGAAUCAAGAUUGAGGAAUGAGUGACAGAAGUCAUCAAUUAUAAUGUUCAUAGGAAAAGAGAUCAAUUUAAUGCAGAAAAAUUACACCAUUGUAGCCAUCAUUUGUGACCAGUGGCUGAUAAAUGUAAUAGUCCAUAAAUAUGCUUUGUUAUUUUCCAGCAAGAAAGGACCUAAAAUGAAAAGGAUAUUAAUAAUACACCUUCUUUAUUCCUAUUCUAAUUCAAUAGUUUCCUAUAGCUUUUACAAAAGUUAUAUUCCUUUCUAACUAUGACCAUUAAGUAUUAUCAGUAACCAUGCAGAGUUUUCUAAAUCAGAUUUCAGAGUCCUGCCGCAUGUAUUAACACGAAUGUACGCUAAAUCAGAAUGAAGCAAUAUGAAUUUUAGAAUUUAGUAGAAGAAUCUUAUUAAAGUAGGACAAUAUUGAUAUUGAAAACUAUACGUCAGAGUUAGAUUUUCACAACUAUACAAAUCAAGGUCUGUCAAUCAAAUGGAAAAUGGAUAUGUCAACAAAAUCUCAAACAUAUUCCCAAGGAAUCAUGUAUCAUCUCUGAUUUUUAUAUUCUUGCACGUGCUUUACCAAUACUUGGUGUUGGUUUACUUUUGUCAUCUGUACGGCGAUACAGUGAAAAGCUUUUGUUUGUGUGUCAUCCGGCCAAAUUAAAUACUAUACACAAGUAUAUUCAACCCAUACAAGCGCAACAGAUAAUGCAAGAAGAAAAUUACCAGAGUGCAGAAUAUCAUGUUCUAGCUUUAUAGCUUCAAUUGAAGAAAAAAAGUCCAAUAUCAGCAACGGGGAAGCUUGGAAGAUUGGGUUUGUAUCCUAGCUUUUGCAAGGACAAUUUGAUAAUCUGAUAAAAGCAAAGAAGCAGCUGUUCCUAAAUCUGGUGUUCCGUGCUUUCAAGCUUUUUGUAUCGCUGCCCUAUAGGAGAGGGGAGAAGAGACAAUGAUUGACGUGAAAAGGAUCCUUGAUUAUGUUGGCUCCUUUCGCAACUCAGCAUGAAGUGUAGAUGGAGACGAUGGGGAGGUUGGUCUGUAUGAUGGAUUGAGCUGCAUCCACAGUUCCCUGCAACUAUUUGUAGUCUUGGGCAGAGCUGUUGCCAAACAAAGCUGUGAUGCAUCUUGAGAGUAUGUUUUCUGCUGAAGUUGUACAAUGGUUUGUACGGUCAUUUUAAAAAUCAUUGCAAGUCACAAACAAUAGUAUUCUAGUAGGGAGGAACCUUUGGGUAUUAGCCAGUACUAUAUGAAUGUGUUUCAUCUCUCUCCCCUCCCCUAAAUUCUAAUGAACAUGCAGAAGACCCAGAGCAGUGCUGUUUGGCUUUAAGUUGGUUUGCAUUUGGGAGUAGUGGAAUGUUCAAUAACAUAGUUGAAACAUUGCUCCAUUUUUCAAACUAUAGAAAAAUGCCAGUUAAGAUUUAUAUAUAAAAUCUAAGCUAACACAAUUACAUUACAGGCUAAGAUCUGAUCCUGUCUUGCAAAUGGGUAAGGUGCUGCUUUAUCUUUAUUAUUUUGGCCCUUAUGCAGUCGAGUAACACUUUCCCCCACUGGAUUUAGACAAUAAAACUAGAGUGUUAACAUAUUUCAAACCAAUUACAUCAGUAUGACAAUUUUACCUUCAUGCAAUUCGGGGCAAUUUUUCAUACCUGCAGUAAAUCUGAUUUAAUUAUAAUUGUUUAGCUUUUCCUGUGAGAUUAGUCACCAGAUAUGUAUUGUAUGGUGGACUAUGUUCCAAGCUGUAACAAGCAUGUUACUAAACAAAAAUAAGUGGUUCAAGUUACCAUCACACUUCCAGAAUACAACUGUUAAGAAGCAUUUUGGCUUUUGUAUUUCAUACUUAUAUGACAGUAUUACUAAGAUUAUGGGUCUGCAAUCACUUUCUUAUUCAGUAUUAUGUUGCAACAAAAUGUAUUGUAUUUGUAAAGGUCAGCUUCUUAACUGUUCUCCAAGCUGAUUUCUUUUUUUAAAUAAGAGAUGCUUUAUUUGAAAUACUGAAUGACGGAACAGAUUUAGGUAUUAGCAUUGGCAAAUCUCACGUUUGUGGCAUAUUAUUUUGUAGCUCAGUAGAUCAAAAGUUUGAUCCUGCACUUAUAUAUAAAACAGGAACUGCCAGUUAUUAAAUUAAUUUCAGAUAGCUUUUGGUUUUGUAAUAAUGAACAUUGUAUCCUUUGCUGGGAUAUGUUUUCUUUGUUAUCCAAUAUAUUGGUUAUAUGAAUUUUAUGCAUGAAUGGAAUGAAAGUUAAAAAAAUUAGAAAAUGACAGAUUCCAGCUUCUUGUGAACUUGCUCAUAUCAGCUAAUCUUGCAGUCGGCUGUGAAAUCAGUUUUGGAAAGGUUUUGCUUUUUAUUAUCUGUUCAACCUCUCUGAAGACUAAAAUACAGGGGGGCUAAUUUUUUUAAGUUUAAAUUUGUAAAGUACCAGGGGGAAAACCAAGACUAUAAGGCUGUCCCCUAAGCCAUAUGCGAGCUGAAAUGCUAAUUAAACCCUUACAUGCACAAAUCAUUUCAAAGAAUAAAAAUGGGGAAAAUAGGCUUGAUCAGUAAAAAGGUAGAGAUCACUACACUACACCACCAAACAUUUUAAAAUAGUGUUAAGUAAUCAGACGCUUGUUUAAAUGGUAGCAAUACAUUCUUAACAUAGUUUUGUGUGCAUCUUGUGUAGCAUCCACAAAAUAGAUCCACGGUGACAAUCAUGCACAGCUGUAUCAAAUUUUUCAAUCUUUGUUCCAAGAUAAUAAUAAUAAUAAUAAUAACUUUAUUUAUAAAGCGCUUUUAGACAACAUCAGUUACCACAAAGUGCUGUACAUGGGAAGUCAACAAAAAGUUAUUACAAACUACUAAAACCAUUAAGACGACAGGACUAUAAAAACAGUAACAAUUAAAAGACAUUAAAAGCACUAAAACAGGGACAAUGUCUCAGCCAGUGUCGAAAGCCAGUGAAUAAAAGUGAGUUUUUAGGGAGGAUUUAAAGAUGGACAGUGAAGGGGCCUGUCUGAUCUGCAGCGGCAAGGUGUUCCAGAGUGCCGGGGCAGCAACAGAAAAGGCUCUAUCCCCUCUGAGCUUCCGCUUAGACCUUGGUACCUAGAUCACUACUAUCACUACUAUCUUCAGUUUAUUACAGCCAAAAUCAACUUCCUUACAACUAUUCAAGUAAAAUAAUUUGUGCACAUUUCUCACGACCGUCACAUCUUUCCCCAAGUAUUGCAACCAAUUAUGGCCUAACUAGUGUUUUGUACAGUUUCAACACAACUUCCCUGCUUUUGCAUUCUGUGCCUCUAUUUCUGAAUCCCUGCAACCCAUUUGUUUUACUGACCUCUCUUCCACCUUCAAAGUUCUAUGCACAGGUCCAUGUUCCAACACAGUUUUACACCUAUAGUGUGCACAGACUCCUGUGAAAACUCGGUUCAGAAAUUUAAGACUGACAUUUAAUUAUAUCCACAUUACUUUCAAAGGUGGGGUCUGGAUUGUUCCCUGCAUGAAUAAAAAUACUAAAAAAGCAAAAUAAAUUGAAGUAUGGCAGAAGAGCUGCAGGAAAAUGGCUUGCAUUCUUUGGGCAUUUGAACCAGUUUUGGAAGAGGAAACAUGUCCAACUGGGAAGUUAUCUAGUCUUGGAGGUGUGGGUUUAAAACCCAAUGUACUAAGAAAAUGUUAUGAGGAUUUGAAGUGUGUGAAGAAUAUUAGAAAUAGGAAUCUGACAGUCAAAUACGAGAUGAGUGUGUUGUGUAUGUUUGUAAAUGUAAAUGCAUGAAGCAUGAAAGAUGCUGGGUUUAUUUUAACUAUAUUAUGCAAUCCACCUCAAUAAGCUAAUUUAUACUUGUAUACAGUUUGUAAAACCUUAAGAACUGCCACUGUAACUAUUUAACAAACAUUGUAGCACUGAAUAAACACUAUUUGAAGAACU